Messenger RNA from Ostreobium quekettii, 720 nucleotides. Lineage: Eukaryota; Viridiplantae; Chlorophyta; Ulvophyceae; Bryopsidales; Ostreobiaceae. The record is from the annotation of a GenBank genome assembly.
AUGCCUGUUGAGGAGUGGUACUCCCAGCUGCCCAUAAUUACCAAGUCCUACGUCACGCUGUCCUUCCUCACCACGGCGGGAUGUGCUCUGGAGGUCAUCACCCCCUUCAACGUCUACUUCAACGCCCGCCUGAUCUUCCAGAACCUGGAGCUCUGGCGGUUGCUCACCAGCUUCCUGUACUUCGGAGGCUUGGGCCUGGACUUCUUGUUCCACAUGUUCUUCCUGUUGAAGUACAGCAAGCUGUUGGAGGAAGGGUCCUUUCGUGGCCGCAGUGCUGACUUCUUGUGGAUGCUUAUCGUUGGUGGCACACAGUUGAUGCUGCUGGCGCCAUUUGUGAACGUGCAAUUUCUUGGCUUUUCAUUGACAUACAUGAUGGUGUACGUGUGGAGCCGCCGUCACCCCUAUGUGCAGCUGAGCUUCCUUGGCCUGUUCACGUUCUCAGCUCCCUACCUACCAUGGGUGCUGCUGGGAUUCUCUGUUAUGAUCGGCUCCAGCCCUGUGGUGGACAUCCUGGGGAUGAUAGCAGGUCACGUGUACUAUUUCCUUGAAGACGUUUAUCCCCAGAUGAGCGGGCGGCACCUCCUCAAGACACCAGGCAUUGUCAAGGCGCUCUUCCCUACUCCAGAGGUUGCCCCAUUGGUUCAUGUAAGUAUAUGCCUGCGACAUGCCCGAUGGACGCUUGUGCAUUCUGUCACUGUUGAGUGUGGCAUCACAUUCUGA